AUGGCGAGUGGCAGCCGACCCUCUGUUUUUGAUGCGUCUCGGAAGUCGUCUCGACAUCUCAAAGUACCGGUGACGCUUUCACUCCUCCUCCUCGUGACCCUCGCGCACUUCGCGGCGCCAAUUGCGGCCAACAACUGCCCUUCGUUCCGCCCAAUCGGCGUCAACUGCCCUCCCGCCACGUCAGCAGCAUCCGCCGCCGCGAAUCCCGCCUGCAAAUCACAGGCCUAUUUGGGCCGAUUCUCCGUGCAGGGCUCGAAGCGCUUCCGCCUCCCCGCGCUCCCAAACGGCGUUCCGCUUCCGUCGGGCGCGCUCUCCGCGGACUGCUGCACGGAGUGCCAGCACCGUGCCGAUUGCGCCUACUGGAACAUCUUGCUCCGCUCCCGCCGCUGCCUGCUGUUCUCUGCUGAUGUGUGCGCCGCUGACGGGCCCGCUGUGUUCCUUCCCGGCGAUGAGCACGCCUUCGUCGGGACUCGCUACUGCAACGCGACCACGUCUAUAACGCGUACAAUGGCCAACACCGCCGCGACCACACAAGACGACAGCACACCUUCUGAGAGCGCGCUUUCCGUCUUCGAGGACGCUACUGACGAGGAUGAGCAGGAGGCGGCGGAGGGGCAGGCAGAGGAGAGAGCAGAAGCAGAGGAGGAGCACGACGCGCAUGUGAUGGGCGUGUUCGACGGGGACAUGGCGAGAAUGCACGCGGAGGAAGCGGAAGAGUUGAAUAUUGUGGAAGCAGCGUCUCAGGCGCAGCCGCAGGGGCAGGAGCAGCAGCAGCGGCAGGAAGAGGCGGCGUAUCAGAACAACCCUGAGGCGAUGGCUGCUUUGGAGCUGGAAGCGAUGCAAAGCGAGGAGCAGAUGGAGCAGAGCCAGCUGCAGCAGCAACAGCUGCAGGAGCAGAACGAACAGCAGGAGCAACAGGAGCAGCCUCAUGGCGUCGAAGUCUUUGAGCUUUUCGACCUGCAGCAGGAGAACCCUGAGCCGUUUCAGGAGAAUUCCCAGGUGAUGCAGCAGAUUGAGAAGGAGGACGUGACAGCGCAGCAGGCAGGAGAGGUCUCCGCCAUCCAAGGCAUGGAGGCAUUUGAGGAGGAGAAUGACGAGGGGGGAGAGGAGAGAGAGAAGGAAGAGGCAGCUCGGGCUGCGGCAGUGAAAGAGAUGGAGGAGGAGGAGAUCCCCAUCCGUCUCGUGUCCUUCUCCCUUGUCGACCCCAGCUCCCAAAUCACAAGCCAAGCUGCCGCCAUGGAAGCAGAGGAGGCGGAGAGAAAAAGCAACGAGGAGGCGAAGAGAGACACAGACGCCAAACAGGCUGCGUGGAGGGACCUGGAGCAGCAGGAGAUUCCAGUGAAACUGACCUCAUAUGAAAUGGUGGACGCAGAUUCUCUUGCCACAAUCCAAGCAGCAGCAAUGGAGGAAGAGGUGGCGGAGAGGCAGGCAGACGCCACCGCAGCCGCUCUGAGGGACCUGGAGGAGCAAGAAAUUCCUGUGAAGCUAACCUCUUAUGAGAUGGUGGACGCCGGUUCAUUGGCUGACAGGCAAGCUGAAGCAAUGGAGGAGGCGGCAGAGAGGCAGGAGAGUGAGAGAGCAGCAGUGCUGAGGCAGCUGGAGGAGCAGGAGAUUCCGGUUAGGCUCAACCUGAGAGGACACUCCGCCUUCCACACAGCAUCCUGA
Messenger RNA from Closterium sp. Naga37s-1, 1665 nucleotides. NCBI's taxonomy places the organism in Eukaryota, Viridiplantae, Streptophyta, Zygnematophyceae, Desmidiales, Closteriaceae. The record is from the annotation of a GenBank genome assembly.